CCAGGGGACAACGUCCCAGCAGUGUAUGGUCUGGAUGUGACUGACGUGUCAGAGUGGGAGGAGACUGUCCUAAGCCCCGCCCUACAUAUACUGGAUAGCCUUACUAAGGUGGAAACAGUUUUAUCAGUGUUUAGUCCUGAUUUUUGUUUUCUUUGGUCAAAGUUUCUGUCAUGUUAGUUUGUUUAAUUUAGCUAAAUGAAAUGAAAUGAAAGUAAAGUUUGUUUUGCUUUUUCCCACUUCCUCUUCUUUAAUUCCGGCCCAGGGGGAGCGGCCUGCAGUUGAGCCAAUAAAAGUGGAGGGGGCAGGGCAGAGGAACAAGCGAAGCCGUCACGCCUGUGAGCUGUGUGACAAGGUGAUCAUCGGAGACCUGGAGUGGACAGGUGGGCAAGCGUUACGCCAAUGUUCUUCCAACGUUGUGUCUUGGCAUGACUGACCCUCUGUAUACAAUAGGACCAAUUCAAACUUGACAGUUCUGUGUUUCUGAGAACGUUACAUAUAGCUGCUAUUCCUCGUGAAUUGGCACUCAAUGUCUUUGGCGUAACGUGCACCAAACUUUUAUGUUUAUGGUUGUCAGACGUUGAACUCACUGACUUGAAACCUGUCCGGCUUUCUCUGUUGUCUCCAGCCCAUCUCAAGUCUAAGAAACACCACUAUCACGUGAGGAAGAAGAGGAAGUCUGAACCAGAAUCUGAACCAGCCAGCGACCAGCCCCAGGGGACUACUCCACCUCCCACCCCCACUACAGACGGCCCUACCCUGGGUAAACCCACUACUCUAGCCCCUGGCUCAGCUGAGGCCUGUGGAGAACCAGAGUCCCCAGGUACCAGUCCUACUGAGAAAGAAGCCCCUGUUCUAUAG
Molecule: messenger RNA, 858 nt
Organism: Coregonus sp. 'balchen'
Lineage: Eukaryota; Metazoa; Chordata; Actinopteri; Salmoniformes; Salmonidae
Source: the annotation of a GenBank genome assembly